This is a messenger RNA of Emiliania huxleyi CCMP1516, 1482 nucleotides long. RefSeq lists its product as hypothetical. The record is from RefSeq and is a predicted model, not a curated record. The coding region runs from base 1 to 1482 and encodes 493 amino acids. The transcript has 7 exons. NCBI's taxonomy places the organism in Eukaryota, Haptophyta, Isochrysidales, Noelaerhabdaceae.
AUGAGCUCAUUCCUCCACCUGAGCAGGCCGGUGAUCCACGGCGGCUUCACGCUGUGGCUGCGCGACGCGUGCGACCAGAACGUGUCGCCGCCGGCCGGUGGCCUUAAGGCUUGGGCCGGCGCCGCGGAGAUCAUCGCGGCGGCCGCCCGAGGCAGCGCACAGAACCUGGCCACUUUCGGCUCGAACGGGCGCGCAGACCUGACGGAGCUGAGACUCAACUCGCUCAGCGCGCCGGCCUUCGACACCUCGCUGACGCUGCACUUUGAGCUGCAGCCGCCGCUGCCGGGCGUCGCCCUCCCGCCUCCGCUGCGCGUCAAGUACUCUGACCUCAAGAGCCUCAACGCGCGGGAGCAGGAGAGGCGCGCGCAGCAGCGGCAGCAGGCGGAGGCGCAGGCUCGGCUGCAGGCCGAGAAGCUGCACGCGCUGCAGGAGCUGAGCGAGCACUUCGAGCGGGCACGCCAGCAGCUGAGCGCCGAGCCGGCUCAACCAGGCGGUGACGCAGUGCAAGGUGGCGGGAGAAAAGUUGAAGAAGUGGGCGAACUGGUGCGCGCCGCUGUUGCCGGGAGCGGCGGAGACGGCACCGACAAACACUGGCUGCAGGCCUUCUUGCAAGGCCUCGGCACGGCUUGGGCGGACCUGGCAGCGGUGGAGGGUCUGGCGGGCCAUCGCAGGGCAGAGACGUCGCUGCUGGCGCGCUCGGGCUUGCGCGACAGCGAGCAGGCCUUUGCUCGCGAGGCGGAGGCGCAGCCGCACUCGGGGCUGCUCGGUGUCGUCGCGCAGCUCUUCGAGGUUCAAAACGUCGGGGACGAGGCCGUGUCUCGCACCCUUGCCGGCCUCCUCUCGACGCUGACGCGGCGCGACCUCUCGUCCCUCCUCUGCCGCACCUACCGCGCCGCGCAGCUAGUCGCGCAGCAAGCCCGCCAGCGGCAGCUGAAGCUGUCGUACAGGAACAUCCCCGAGCAACCCUACCGGGGGGCCAACAGCAUGGGGCCGCCUGCAAUGAAUGGCGUGCCGUUCGCCAUGCUGCCCGACGCGCAGCAGCGGCGGGAGCUCCUCAGGGCGUUCAUCAUCACCGAGCUGAGGGAGACGAUCGUGGUGCGGUCCAAGAACGACGCGGAGCUGUACAUGCAGGGCCUUGCCCGGAUGCUCAACACGAGCCUCGGGCCGGCGCACUUUGGCGUCGGGCAGAGCGAGGUCGUCGGCUGGGACCGCGCGAUGGGGUCGCUCGCCAGCGAGCUGCGCACCGUGCGCGGCGAGAUCGAGAAGUGGCGGAACACCAUGGCCCUCCACACAAACGCGAUGGAGCAGCUGCAGCAGCAGGCGUUGCGGCAAUACGGCACCAGGCUGCCGCUCCCGCAGCAGCCCUCCGACGGCCGCACGCGGAAGCGCGCCCGCCCGCCCGAGCCCACGCCGAGCGGCGCAUACCCGCCCGGCGGCGGCGGCUCCUCUCACAGCGGCAUCCUCCGCGAGGACCUCGACUGA